Messenger RNA from Sitophilus oryzae (rice weevil), 1715 nucleotides. It is a transcript of the gene Gmppb, whose product is annotated as mannose-1-phosphate guanyltransferase beta. The transcript is spliced from 2 exons. The record is from RefSeq and is a predicted model, not a curated record. NCBI's taxonomy places the organism in Eukaryota, Metazoa, Arthropoda, Insecta, Coleoptera, Curculionidae. Gene Ontology annotation, cellular component: cytoplasm. The coding region runs from base 189 to 1283 and encodes 364 amino acids. Gene Ontology annotation, biological process: cell wall mannoprotein biosynthetic process; GDP-mannose biosynthetic process. Gene Ontology annotation, molecular function: mannose-1-phosphate guanylyltransferase (GTP) activity; GTP binding.
GAAAACGUAAACAGAAAAACCUAACCCUAUUGCUUUGUUGGCAAUAUUUAAAAUCUUAUCUUUUUGUUGAUAAUGAUAAUUACACGAUUUACACGUAAUGAUUUUUCAAUGAAUCGAUACUUGUGAUAGCAUACAGUAGUACCUGAGAAGCAAACAUUAAGUUAAGUAAAUCUGAAGAAAAAAACGUCAUGGGUGAAAGUGGAAUGAGAGCACUUAUUCUUGUUGGGGGCUAUGGGACGAGAUUGAGGCCUCUAACUUUGAGUCGUCCAAAACCGCUUGUUGAAUUUGCUAAUAAACCUAUACUAUUACAUCAGGUCGAGGCUUUAGUUAAGGUUGGCGUGUCCGAAGUUAUUUUAGCUGUAUCUUAUCGAGCAGAGCAAAUGGAAAAAGAAUUGGUUUUAGAAGCAAAAAAAUUAGGCGUUAAAAUGGUGUUUUCCCACGAAACCCAACCAUUGGGAACAGCUGGACCGAUAGCUUUAGCAGCAGAGCAUUUGACAAAAGAUAACAAACCAUUCUUUGUAUUAAACUCCGACAUUAUUUGCGACUUUCCUUUUAAAAAACUAAUGGACUUCCACAAAGCUCACGGUAAAGAAGGUACAAUAGUAGUGACAAAGGUAGAAGAACCUUCAAAAUAUGGUGUGGUAGUGUACGAUGAAACAAAGUGUAUAGAAAGUUUCGUUGAAAAACCACAGGAAUUCAUUUCCAAUAAAAUUAAUGCCGGUUUAUACAUUUUAAAUCCUAGUGUUAUUAAUCGUAUAGAAUUGAAACCAACCUCUAUUGAGAAAGAAGUAUUUCCAAAUAUGGCAGCUGAAAAAGAACUGUAUGCUUUCGAAUUACAAGGCUUUUGGAUGGACGUUGGACAGCCUAAAGAUUUCUUGAUAGGGAUGUGUCUUUACCUCAAACAUUUAAGAACUACAGAUCCGGAGAGAUUAUACAGUGGUCCUGGAGUUGUUGGAAAUGUCUUGGUACAUUCCACUGCCAAAAUUGGAAAAAGUUGUCAAAUAGGACCCAAUGUCGUUAUUGGGCCCGGUGUAGUUAUCGAGGAUGGUGUAUGUAUAAAAAGGAGUACAAUACUGGAAGAUGCUACUAUCCGUUCAAAUUCGUGGUUAGAAAGCUGUAUUAUUGGAUGGAGAUGUAUAGUUGGACAAUGGGUUAGAAUGGAGGGCAUAACCGUAUUAGGGGAAGAUGUCAUUGUAAAAGAUGAGACUUAUAUUAAUGGAGGUCAGGUGCUUCCCCAUAAAAAUAUAGGAGAUUCGGUACGCACACCACAAAUUAUAAUGUAACUUUAUAAAUAUUUUUUAUAUAUUAAAUAAUUUAUGUAUUACAAUUAUUAGAAAUAAGUACGAAUACUUUUUUUUACAGUUAGUGUAAAAAAUGUAUGUAUUGUAUUGUGAAAAUAUGAAUAAUUCUUUUAAAAUGCUCUUCUCAUUCUGGACUAACUCUUCAUUAUUGUUAUUUUAAUCAAUAUGGGUCUUUAAUACUAUAUGUGUAAUCAUAUCAAAUAUAUUAUUUAGCCUAAGGCUAUAUUGAUCAGCACUGUCUCAGACUGAUCAUUAACUAGGUCAGCAAUUAUCUUAUUUUUGGCCAAGUUCUAGUCAACAGCUAACUUAAUCAAAAGGUUAAUGAUUUCUUUUAUAUCAAUAUAUUACAAUCACAGUUUGCCUUAUUAUUUUGUAAAUAUAUAUUUUUUAAUAAAUAUAAACUGUAAAAGUUGA